Molecule: messenger RNA, 3317 nt
Organism: Punica granatum (pomegranate)
Lineage: Eukaryota; Viridiplantae; Streptophyta; Magnoliopsida; Myrtales; Lythraceae
Source: RefSeq, a predicted model, not a curated record
CAUCUCUCUUCAUGGCGCCAAGCCACUUGUCCCUCUCUCUCUCUCGAUCUGUCUUCUUCGCUUCCGUGAUCUGAAAAUUAUAUGAAUCGGCCAUUUUUCUCGAGCGACGAAGCUCGCUCUGCUCCCAUCACCCGAACAUAAACAAUUGCGUGCAUAUUCGGAUAUCGCCAUUCCGGUCGGAUUGAGUUAACAUUUCGAUGGAGUCCUUCAAGAAAUCCUUCAAAUCUCAGACCUCCUACAACUCCAGGCACGGCCACCGUCUCUCCUCCGGUGGAGGCGGCACCGGCCCCUCCAACACUGCGGCCGCCACCUCCCACGAGGAGCUCCCCAUCCUCUCCGACAUCCAUCUCCAUGCCGACAGCCCCGAUCCCCCAUCAUGCUCCCCCGCCGACAUCACCACCCGUCGCAGCGCCCCUGCUGCCGGCACUGGUGCUGGCAGUAAGGUAACGAGGGACUCAAGCGUCGAGUUCUGGAGAGCCAGUGGUGGGGAGGCAGGGCCUCCCAAUGCCCUGCAGGACCCGCCCUCGAGGCUGAUCGGGCAGUUCCUGCAGAAGCAGAGCCACAACGGAGGGGAGGUGGCUCUCGACAUGGACCUCGAGAUGGACGAGCUGAGUAAUGUAAGGUUGCCUCCCUCAGCAGGGUCCACUGGCAAGUCGGGCCCGAUCUGCUCUGAGCAGUCCAAGGACACGCUUCGGGUCUCCUUCGAGCACCUCAUCUCGAGCGAUACCAGCAACUCCAGCAGCGGCGAGGAUAGUAACAGAGGCAGCGGCGGGGAAGAAGUCGCGAGAUGUACUUCAAACAGAUCAUUCCAGCCAACCGCGACCUUCAUGAAGGCAAAGACCCGGUCCCGUUUGAUAGACCCACAGCCAGAGGAGUAUGAUAGGAGAUCGGGCCAAAUGUCGGGAAGGGUGCUGUGGUCUGGCCAGUUCAGGUCAGGUGGGCUUGGAAAGCCCGGGGGAGGGGACGAGGACGAGGACGACCUGUUCCUGGAGGAAGACAUGCCUGAGGAGUACAAGAAGGCGAAAUUCAACACCCUCACCCUGCUUCAAUGGGUGAGCCUCAUCCUGAUAAUUGCCCUUCUAAUAGUCACCCUUGCGGUCCCGACCCUCAAGCGCAGACACAUAUGGAAACUCCAGCUCUGGAAGUGGGAGGUGGUGAUCUUGGUCUUGAUCUGCGGAAGGCUAGUGUCGGGUUGGGGGAUCAAACUAAUAGUCUUUUUCAUUGAGAGGAACUUCGUGCUUCGGAAGAAGCUGCUGUACUUCGUGUACGGGGUCCGCAAGGCCGUGCAGAACUGCCUGUGGCUAGGCCUGGUCGUGAUAGCAUGGGAAAGCUUGUUAGACAAGAAAGUCGAGAAGGAGACCAAUGAUAGGAAGUUGCGUUAUGUGACUCGGGUCCUGCUGUGCCUCAUGGUCGGGUUCAUCCUCUGGCUCAUCAAGACCCUGAUCAUCAAGGUGCUCGCGUCCUCGUUCCAUGUCAGCACGUACUUUGAUCGGAUCCAGGAGUCGCUGUUCAGCCAGUUCGUGAUCGAGACACUGUCAGGUCUGCCACAGGUAGAGAUUGAGGAGGAUAGGAAGAUGGCUGCUGAGAUCCAUACCUUGCAGGAAUCGGGUGCAACAGUGCCCUUGGAGUUUAGGGCAGCCGGCUUCCCCCCGACCAAGAGUGGGCGGAUGAGGAGCCCCAGUGUGACCAAGAGUGUGAGGCACUCUCCUUCUUGCACACCCUCGAGGAGGGUGGACGAUAUUGAUGGUAUUCAGAUCAACCAUAUCCAUAAGCUCAAUCAGAAGAAUGUAUCCGCCUGGAAGAUGAAGAGGCUGAUGAAGAUCGUUAGGCACGGGGUCCUCUCGACCUUGGGAGAGCAGAUCAACAACACCACCGAUGAGGAUGAGUCGGCGCACUUGAUCAGGAGCGAGAAUGAGGCCAAGGCAGCCGCUAGGAAAAUCUUCCAGAACGUAGCCAAGCCCCGCGCAAAGUACAUCUAUCUAGACGACCUGAUGCGAUUCAUGACAGAGGAUGAAGCUUUAAGAACAAUGUAUCUAUGCGAAGGAGCAGCUGAAACCAAGAGAAUCAGCAAGCGAUGCCUGAAAAACUGGCUGGUUGGCGCUUUCAGAGACAGGAAAGCCCUUGCCCUGACACUGAACGACACGAAAACGGCCGUGGACAAGCUUCACCGUGUGGCAAAUGUCAUCGCUGGUAUCAUUAUAUUGGUCAUCUGGCUCCUUAUAUUGGGGAUUGCCACAAGCAAGUCCCUCGUAUAUCUCACAUCGGAGCUCCUGCUCGUGGCAUUCAUAUUUGGGAACACUUGCAAGACAAUAUUCGAGUCCAUCAUCUUCUUGUUCGUGAUGCAUCCGUUCGAUGUUGGGGACAGGUGUGAGGUUGAUGGGGUUCAGAUGAUCGUGGAAGAAAUGGACAUUAUGACAACCAUAUUUCUGAGAUAUGAUAACCAGAAGAUUAUGUACCCGAACAGUGUUCUCUCUCAGAAGGCCAUCGGCAACUACUAUCGAAGUCCCGACAUGGGAGAUGCAGUCGAGUUCUAUGUCCACUUAUCGACUCCUGCAGAGAAAAUCGCUCUUAUGAAGCAGAAGAUCAUCAAUUACAUCGAAUGCAAGAAGGAGCACUGGAGUUCUUCGCCGAUGGUGAUAUUCAAAGACGUGGAAGACUUGAAUCGGGUGAAGAUAGCCGUGUGGCUCAGCCACAAGAUGAACCACCAGAACAUGGGAGAGAGGUGGGCACGGCGGGCGCUCUUACUAGAAGAAAUGGUAAAGAUAAUGAAGGAGCUCGAUAUCCAGUACCGGAUGCUCCCUCUCGACAUCAAUGUUCGGUCUCUGCCUCCAGCCACCACCUCCCGUCUUCCCCCAACCUGGGUAGGAAAUAACUAAGACACGAGCAGCGCAGAAGAGAAGAAGAAAAACCCAGCGAGCUGGGUCUGAGGAAAGGUUCGGCUUUUUGCUCCCCGGCAAAUAGUGAAAUAUCAAGAGCUCGGCCUGAGUUUCUUCUUCCUCUUCUCCUGUUGCUUCCUGUACAAUGUCAUGUACUUAGCAGUAUGCCGCCAGGCGCCAGCCGAUUAGUUCAGAUGGCCUUUCGAUGGCUUUUGCAGCUCGGCAUCGCCGAGACAUCACCCUGCACCGGAAUAAUGAUGCAAGGAGCAAUUUUGUUUGUCAAUUUCAAGAUUUGAAUGUAGAUAUAUACCUGCAGUGACGGCGCGUGUUAUAGAAGAUUAUAAUCAACCAAUAAAGGAAUAGGAAAGCAAGCAUUGUAUGGUCACUAUUUGAGUUAUAGCCUCUUGUUACAAGCUAGAAUACUAUACACCGGUUCUCAUA